GGAACUCAAACCGAUAACCGAAAAACUUCUGUCGUGUCGUGCUCGCUAAGUUGUGAUUUUUUCCCCCCGCAUAAUAAAUAAAAGUUGUUUAUCUCAGUGAGAAUUUAGGAUGGAUUUGACAGAAGGUCAUACCUCAUCGUGUGAUAUAAAAUUCGGAGGUGAAUGCAGAAGGGCUGGGAAACUAAAGCCAAUUGGUGACAGAGCAAAAGACUGCUUUCAGGAAAUGCCAAGUUCUCAGACGCCACCGGUGGUGAGGAAAUUUCUCAGCAGUAACCAACAAGAACCAGGUACCAUCAGGGUCCACCAUGGGAAGGCGUGGGACCCGGAUGUUGCCAGCAGUGUCGUUCACGGCAUCAGCACCAAAACAUCCCUCAUGGCUGGAAGUUUAUUGAACCCUCCUCCCAAGACAAUCUUACAACAGAAGCUGCAAGAACUCAGAGAAUCUGUUUAUACUUCGAAUAAGAACGCUCCGUUAGGUCAGUCACGCAACCAACAUGCUGGACUCCCUUCCUGGUACCAUCAAAACGUCACAUUUGGUGUGAAAACAGUUAAAGGUCAUGGCAUACGUGAUGUCAUCAAUCCUCCCAAAACAACCGGAGACAACGAACAGGAAGCUCAGGAGGGAAAUGAAGGUUUCAUCCGGAGCCACAACUCUUACUCUGUUGGUGAGCAGAUUGAUAGAAAAUAUAACUGGGGCGGCCUGAGUAAAGACAGCAGGUUUGGGAUUCAGACGCCACAUUUCAAUGAUGGACGUAACCUCGGAAAAAAUCUCCGCUGGAUUGGAGAGCCUCUGAAGAUCCAAGAUCCGAAAGCUGCUUGGAAGAGGUCCGGGAAUCAGGAGAAACUGGCGCAGCAAAUAGGCAACAUUUCUUGUAGGAGAAGAAACACCUUACAUCUUCCACCUCAACAAACGUUUGGAAAAGUUUUACCAAGUCCAUACGGAGUCAAAGAAACGAUCCACUUCACAGAGCCGAACGUGGAGAAAGAAGACCUGCUGGUCAGCGCCGUCAGACUUCACCUGAAGAAGCUCAACUUCACUAACUUCCCCUCCCUGCUGAAGGCUUUCCAGCAUUACGACAAAAACGGAAAAGGGAUGAUCGACAAAGAUGACCUGCGGGCUGCGUGUCACGAGUUCCAGCUGGACCUGAGCGACGUGGUUCUGGACCACCUGAUGCAUGUCUGCGACGCAGACGGGGACGGACUCGUCAGCUUCGUGGAAUUUGCUAAUUUUCUAAACUGGAAGGACAAGAUGCCGAUCAGCAGCCAGGAUCAGCGCGUUCUGACGGCCGAGCACCAGUCCAGCACAGAUCCAAUCAACCUGGACAGGAAGUCAGAAUCAUCAGAACUUCCUUCUGCUCAGGCCUUAGUUAGACCUGAGGACCUGGAACCUCUUAACCCAGGCAGCAGAGUCCGUAAAACUGUGAGGACUAUCAGGAGACCCCGGGCUGCUCCAGACCACUUCCUAACCACCGCCUCGGUCAUCGGAGCCAGCAGUGAUGGACCGCUCACAUCACACGGCCGUGCCUUCGGGACCCCGACCGUGCGCUCCGACCUCCCGCUUCCUCGUGUCAAGCGGGUCGGCGACUCCAGAAACUACGGCGAUGCAUCCACAGCCGCAGACCUCCUGAACCCGUCGGUCUCUGCUGCUCGAGGCGUCCACGCAGAGCACUUCCUGCAACCCCGCACCAAGGGCGAGAUCGCAGAGAUCUUCAGGAACGUCGGUGUGAACAUUUCCGAGGAGGCGUUCGAGGAGACCUGGAAGCUGGCGUCCAUGAAGCGACCCGACGGGAAGGUCUGUGUGGAGGGUUUCCGCAACGCGCUCAAGGAAAUAAAAGCAAUGUAGGAAAAUAUAUCUUUUUCUUUGUCACCGUGACGUUAACACAACAAAAAGAAGAAAAAACACAACAGAACAGAUUCAAGAUGGCCUUCGAUGUCACGGUUUUAGAAGGGUUCGGACUCGUGGAGGUUAAGUAAAAGAAACUAAACUUUUUUAUUUAUUUUGUCAAAAACAAAACUUCCAGAAACUAAUUUAACUGGUUGUAAUGAGGCACAGAAACACCUGAGCCCAGUUUCAGAAAGCAGGAUAAGAGGAAAUCCUGAGUAAGUUCUGGGGUAACUCUGUGCAUAUCUAUUAUUCUGAGUUAAUUUACCCCCAUAACUUACUCUGUGAACCAGCCCUGCUCUGCAGCAGGAUUACUGGAACAAAUCCUGAGUUUGUCUUGCUUUUUAGCUGAGAGCUGCAGACAGGGCGUGUCCUUUUCUAAAGGAGCCUUUGGAAGUUGGAGCUUAUAAUCCACAGAAAUCUUUGUCAGGAGAGAGUGAUAAGAGCAAGAUUAGACGUCUUUCUGGAUGAAUCUGUUUGAGCCUUUUUAGACGUUUUUAAUUGCUCAGGUUUCAUUGGGCCUCAUGCAAGAACCGUUCGUACGCACUGAUUUGUUCUUAAGUUGUGCGUACGAGUGA
Molecule: messenger RNA, 2460 nt
Organism: Austrofundulus limnaeus
Lineage: Eukaryota; Metazoa; Chordata; Actinopteri; Cyprinodontiformes; Rivulidae
Gene: efhb
Product: EF-hand domain family, member B
Exons: 13
Coding region: 110-1843 (577 amino acids)
Molecular function (GO): calcium ion binding
Source: RefSeq, a predicted model, not a curated record